AUGAGCUCGGGACCAAUCCCAAAGACGCAAACCGUCGCGCUCGUUCGCGAGCUCGGCGGCGCUGUUGAGUUCCAAGACGAUUAUCCAGUUCCUGUACCUGGUCACAAUGAAGUUCUAGCCAAGGUUCUCUAUUCUGGAGUGUGCCAGAGCGACCUUCAUACCAAGGCCGGAACCGCAGCUGGUGCAGACGGCAAUCCCAUCACCCAGAUCAAGCUCCCUCAUGUCGGUGGCCAUGAGGGAGUCGGACGUAUCGUCGCUCUAGGUCCCGGCUGUGGAUCAGAUAUCAAGAUUGGGGAUCUUGUUGGCAUCCGCUUUGCAAGUCGUAUUUGCCGGCGAUGUGAGUUCUGCCUUGCAGGAAUGGAGCAGUACUGCUUGAGGAGCAGAAACCACCUGCAUCAUGAGGAUGGAAGUUUUCAGGAGUAUAUUGCACUGGACGGAGACUACCUGACGAUUCUGCCCAAUGAUGUUGAUCCAAGCGUGGUCGGACCGGUGCUGUGUGCCGGGGUGACGGUGUAUAAGGCUGUCCUUAACGCUAAUCUGAGAGCUGGAAACUGGCUGGUUGUGGUGGGUGCUGGUGGAGGCCUGGGUCAUCUGGCGGUUCAAUACGCCCGGGCACAGGGGGCCUUGGUAAUUGGUGUGGAUGGGCCAGGCAAGCGAGAUUUCGUGCUGGGUCUCGGAGCCGAAGAAUUCAUCGACUUCACCAAAGAAGAUCCGAUCAAACGUGUCCACGACAUUACCGGUCUUGGGGCUCAUGCUGUUGUAGUGACUGCAGGAAGCGCAAAGGCUUUCGCCCACGCGUGUGAAAUGCUACGGAUUGAAGGUACUCUAAGUUGUGUGGGAAUCCCCCCAGGUCGUCCUUGUCUGGAAACAUCGAUUGCGACCAUUGUCAUUAGGGGCUUGAAGAUCACUGGAAACCUGGUUGGAUCAUUGAAAGAAUGUAUGGAGGCUGUUGAUCUUGUAAAGCGAGGGAUGGUAAAGCCGGAGAUCAAGGUUCGGCAAUUCGAAGAGCUGCCAGCAGUAUAUGAGGAAAUGGAGAAAGGCGAUAUCUCUGGAAGAAUUGUGCUCAAAAUUGCUGAUCCAUAG
Aspergillus pseudoviridinutans is the source of this 1083-nucleotide messenger RNA. RefSeq names its product zinc-dependent alcohol dehydrogenase. The record is from RefSeq and is a predicted model, not a curated record. NCBI's taxonomy places the organism in Eukaryota, Fungi, Ascomycota, Eurotiomycetes, Eurotiales, Aspergillaceae. The coding region runs from base 1 to 1083 and encodes 360 amino acids. The transcript is spliced from 4 exons. Gene Ontology annotation, molecular function: zinc ion binding; oxidoreductase activity.